AUGGACAGAGACCUGGCCCAAAUGUUCACCUUAAGAGUCAUCGCAGACCCAAGCGAUCCGAACGAUUUCGCGAGCAGGGAUUACAGAAACUACUUGUUCAUAACCGCAACCUCCAUCUUCCACGAGAUCGACGAUAGGCCUUACGUGGUUGGACACGAGAAAAGACCGAAGGCGAGUCUGGCAGCAAACCUGGAACAAAUGGUUUUCGGCGGUGUCGUGUACCUUUACCGCGACCGGGAUCCUGCCACUGAAACUGCCGUUGAUGCAUGUGGCACACCUUACCUGGCUGACGCGGAUGGCGUGUAUCGAAUCUUGCCGGAAACCAUCAGCAAGACUGUCAAAGGCGACUUUGAGUUUCCCUAUCGACAUGAAGGCAUUGCAGAGGAGCCCACCCUACUGAUGGCAAUGGACAACUUGCCUGACGAUGUCAUCACGGACCCAAUCGACCAUCCCAUGUGGGGACAGCCACUAGGACCUCCUCCUGCCCGCCCCUAG
This is a messenger RNA of Letharia columbiana, 495 nucleotides long. RefSeq lists its product as uncharacterized. The record is from RefSeq and is a predicted model, not a curated record. Lineage: Eukaryota; Fungi; Ascomycota; Lecanoromycetes; Lecanorales; Parmeliaceae. The transcript has 5 exons. The coding region runs from base 1 to 495 and encodes 164 amino acids.